AUGUCGGAUGAGUGGCAGUUCUUAGUCGUGGACAUGUUGGGCAUUGACAAAUUAGACAGCGAUAGAGAUGCCGAGAUCCUGGCAGACAGCGAUAGUGAUGCCGAGAUCCCGGCGGACAGCGAUAGUGAUGCCGAGAUCAUGGCAGACGGCGAUAGUGAGGUCAAGAACCUGGCAGAGGAAUUUUGGCGCAGGGGCCUCUGUUCAGAGCCGCCGUCUGUUUUGGUGAGACGACAAAAGAGGAAACCGGAUUGUCAUGCGAAAGUGAAUGGGAGAUUCGCGCUCUUCGACGCGCUCAAUGCAGAAGCGCAAAAGAUGAAAGAAAAUAACCUCAAAAAGCUGAUGAUCUACUACAAAGGCCAUGGCGCAUCCACUGUCCAGGAAUACACCGUGUGUCCUGAUGCUGCCCUUGUUCUGGAAGACCAAGUUGUAGACGCCGUGGAACGGCACAAGCUGGAGUACGCAUGUGUCAUUGUGUUUGUGGACUCCUGCAGAGUUAAGUGGCGAGACAAGGACGACAAGGAGUGCCCGGCAUAUUCCCGACCCAAAGUUGUUCCCGGCAAAACUAACACAUAUAUCUUCGUCUACUUCUGCGAGCUGUACUAUCCUCUGCGAGAUUCCAGUGUCGUGCCAAAGGCACUGAUGCAUAUGAUACAAGCUCAAAGCGACUGUACGAUUGGUGAUUUCUUGGAGAGGAUGAGCCAGCUGCUUCUCAAGCUCACCUUGGGGCGGAUCGACAUGAAGUGGCUAGUCCUGUCUGCAUCAGAUGCUUUAGGGUGGCAUUUUUUCCCGACUGGGUACCAGAGUCCUUUCGAUCGCGAGGAGGUCGUUGUGAUGCCGCAGGAGCACUAUGACGCCUUGACCGACAAUUUGUGCGUGUGGGGAUGUUUGGAUCGCAUGGUUGAUGAUGUAUUUAGCCUUCCAGAGAUGCUGCACGAUGCCGAAGUGAUGUCGCACAUGAUUUCGGAGCUUCGAUCCAUAGCAGACAUAUUUUUCGCAAAAAAAGAUCUGGUCCGUGUUGACUGGAGGCAAGAGAUUUACGUGGCUAUGUGCAGAUCAUUGGGAGAAGUCAGAGUGACACUCGAGAAUGUGGCCCAGGACCCCGGCUCAAGCCAUUCAGAUUCUCGAUUACCAGAUCCAUUUUACAAAUGUCUGGUAAAGGCGCGGAAGCAGGGCUACCGCAAACUACAGAGGGAGAAUCUGCAUCACAUGGAUCAUAUCAAGGAGGUCGUGAACAAAUUGGGAAGCUACGUCGACCAGGUACCACCGGACGCAAGAGAUAAGCUUGAGAUCCAAGAGAUGUGCAGAGUAUACACAGAUACGAAAGGCAAAGAACAUGUGGAAAUUCAUGCGCUGUAUCUCUUUCGCAUGGAGGACGGCAUUGCAUCUGAAAUAUUAAAGGCACAGCCCCGCCUCCGCCUGAGAAGGGUUGAGGACGAGAAGGUCGUGAAGUGGGGUAGCAGAUUCUACCUCGGCCCCGGAGCUGCGUGCCUCUGCAGGACCUUCAGCAUUCACAGCCAGCUGGAGCGCGGGGCUGCUGAAGUUGUUACACGAGCGCACCUCCAAUCGGCAACAGGAGCGGGAGGAUUGGACACAAGCUGUUUGCGGGAGAGAGAUUCGGGUGCUGAGUGCGAUUGGGACAUAUGCCAAAAGUGCCGUCUCACCGGACAUAUGCCUUCGACAUGCUCACGCGGAUCAGGAUGUGGCCCACAGGACUCUGAGGCAAAGUAG
Molecule: messenger RNA, 1728 nt
Organism: Effrenium voratum
Lineage: Eukaryota; Dinophyceae; Suessiales; Symbiodiniaceae
Source: the annotation of a GenBank genome assembly